AUACUAUAACUUCAAGUAGUUAACAGCAAGCCUGACACUAGACUUGGAACUACACAUUUCCCAAUUCCUUUGCAACACAUCAAGGAUUAUGGGCGGAAUCUUAGUCGAUCGUUUUGGUAAGCCAGUAGCUUUUCGCGAGGGCGUAGCUGCUGCACGCAAGAUAACUUUGCAGGUGGCGAUCACGUCCGUUGUAAGCCAAGAUGGACAGGGCAUCUCUUUGGCUCUUCUAGGCGCCCUAACGGACCAGCUGCAGCUGCUUGCCUCUCUGGGCUACCAGCUGCAACUCGUGAUGGCGGGCGAACCAGCUGCAUGCGACAAGGCCGUUCAUGCCGUACAGAACCUCAUUAAGCUCAAGGAGCCGGUUGUGGACGUGUGUUUCGCGCCGCACGUGUCGGGCGGCGAGGAGGGCUCCCUGCUGGCGGCGGAGGCGGCUCGCGGCUUCGGAGCGCAGCUGCUGGUGGUGCUGUCGGGCUGCAGGGGCGUGACGGGGCAGGAUGGCCGCAUCGCCCGCGUUUACCAGCCCUCCUCCUCCGCGGCCCCUCCCUCCCCCCUGGUAGCAGCGGCUUGGCAGCUCGCCUCCGGCCCAGCCACCGCCUCCCCAGAGGGCGAGGCGGCCACUAGCGGCGCCAGCGGCAUCCCAGUGGUGCUAGCCGCCGCAGGUGAGCCCGACGUGCUGCUGCGCGUCGUAGCCGGGCAGGACGUGGGCACCCUGCUGGACCCCGCAGCAGCCGAGGCGGCGGGCGGCGCGCGGGCGGCGGCCGCAGCCAGCAGCGCACGUGACAUGGCGGUGCGGGCGCGCGAGGCCAGCCGGCGGCUGCAGGCGCUCAGCAGCCAGCAGCGCAGCGAGCUGCUGCUGCGGGUGGCGGAUGCGUUGGUGGCGGCGCAGGAUGAGAUCCUGCAGGCCAACGCGGCUGACGUUGCGGACAGCCAGGGCCGCAUCUCCGACUCGCUCAUGCAGCGGCUGGUGCUGAAGCCCGCCAAGAUUGCGCAGCUGGCGGAGGGGAUCCGGGCCAUUGCGGCGCAGGAGGAGCCGCUGGGCAGGCUGCUGAGGAAGGUGGAGGUGGCGGAAGGCCUCAUCCUGGACAAGGUCACGGUUCCCAUCGGUGUGCUGCUGGUGAUCUUCGAGGCGCGGCCGGACGCGCUGCCGCAGAUCGCCAGCCUGGCCAUCCGCUCCGGAAACGGACUGCUGCUCAAGGGCGGCAAGGAGGCCACCCACUCCAACGCCUGCCUGCACCGCAUCAUCACCGCCGCGCUGGGCCCCUCGCUGGGCCCCGACCUGAUCGGGCUGGUGACCAGCCGCGAGGAGAUCGAGAGCCUGCUGGCGCUGGAUGAUGUGGUGGACCUGGUCAUUCCGCGCGGCUCCAACGCACUCGUGUCCCAUAUUAAAGCCAACACCCGCAUCCCCGUGCUGGGACACGCCGACGGCAUCUGCCAUGUGUAUGUGGACGCUGCUGCCGACCUACCCACCGCGCUGCGUAUCGUGCUGGACGCUAAGACGGACUACCCCGCAGCAUGCAACGCGGUGGAGAAGGUGCUGGUGCACCGGGAUUGGCAGCAGAAGGGCGGCCUGCAGACCAUCCAGGAGGCUCUUCAGAAGGCCGGCGUGACGGUGUAUGCAGGCAGCAGCCUCAGGUCGGAGCUGCCGGACCUGCCGCCCGCACCCGCAGCGCGACACGAGUACAGCGCAAUGGCGGUUACGCUGGAGGUGGUGGAUAGCAUGGAGGACGCCAUCGACCACAUACACAAGUACGGCAGCUCCCACACGGACUGCAUCGUGACCACGGACGGCGCGCGUGCGGAUGCCUUCCUCCGUGCCGUUGACAGCGCCUGCGUCUUCCACAACGCGUCCACUCGGUUUGCAGAUGGCUUCCGGUUCGGUCUGGGGGCUGAGGUGGGUAUCAGCACCAGCCGCAUCCACGCGCGCGGCCCGGUGGGGGUGGAGGGCCUGCUGACCUCCAAGUGGCUGCUGCGAGGGGACGGACACAUCGUGGCGAAGGACACAGGCGUGCGCUUCACGCACCGCCCGCUGUCCGGCGGUGCGGGUGCAGGGGAUGCGGAGGGCGUGGGAGCG
Messenger RNA from Astrephomene gubernaculifera, 2071 nucleotides. The record is from the annotation of a GenBank genome assembly. Lineage: Eukaryota; Viridiplantae; Chlorophyta; Chlorophyceae; Chlamydomonadales; Astrephomenaceae.